CGCGCAGUGUUGCCAAUAGAAAACCCCUUAAAUGUCAAGCUCUAUUUAUUUAGUGCAAUAUUGUUAUUAUUAAAGUACAUAAAAUAAACCUAAUGCGUGAUUAGCAAACCAAAUAAUUUCGUGCAAUAUACUAAACGAGUGUAAUAGACAAUGGCCUAACAUUUUCCGGUGAGGGAAAAUGGUGAGGUUAUGAAAAGGGAAGGGAAUGGAAUAUCCUUUGCAAGAAUUUGAUGCUGAAAGAGAAACCGAUUUUCUACUGGGAACUGCAUUAAACCAUGGGAGUGAUAUGGAUGUUCACACAGCAAGAUUUAACAGAAAUCCCAAACGACGUAGAAGCAUAGGACAGAUUUUAUGCAGUUGUUGGUGCGGAAUCUUCAAAAGAUGCUGCGGUCCCAGAGAAAUCCGCCCGAGGACGAUCACCCUUGGCAAACCAUCGCCCGGGGUGUUUCCCGCAAAUGCUAUAAGAAACCAAAAGUACAACAUCAUCACGUUUCUUCCGCUGGUCCUCUACCAGCAGUUUAAGUUUUUCCUCAAUCUGUAUUUUCUCAUCAUGGCCACAAGUCAGUUUGUUCCUGAUAUAAGGAUUGGGUACUUGUACACUUAUUGGGGACCCCUGUGCUUCGUAUUAUUGGUGACAAUAUGCCGUGAAGCGAUAGACGAUUUAAGAAGACAUAAAAGAGAUCAAGAGGUUAAUAAUCAGAAAUGCAAAAGAUUGUUGAAUGAUAGGAAUAAACCAUAUGAGAUUGUGGCUGCACAUAAAUUGAGAGUUGGCGAUCUUAUAAUAGUGGACAAAGACGAGCGCGUACCGGCCGAUUUGGUUCUGCUGCGCACGUCCGAAAAUAGCGGCUCGGUUUUUGUGCGCACCGAUCAGUUGGACGGCGAGACGGACUGGAAACUGCGCUUGGCAGUUCCGGCAACUCAGAAACUCGCCAACGACCAUCAGCUGUUCGAAAUCACGGCCAACGUUUACGCCGAGAAACCCCAGAAAGACAUACAUUCGUUUAUUGGAACAUUCAGCAGAAGCGACUCAGUCAAUAAUGACGAAAGCUUGGAUUUGGAAAACACCCUGUGGACAAAUUGUGUUAUAGCAUCUGGUCAAGCAACUGGUGUAGUGAUUUACACAGGCCCUGAAACAAGAUCCGUAAUGAACAAUUCCCAGCCGCGUUCUAAAGUUGGUUUAUUGGAUAUUGAGGUCAAUACAAUUACAAAACUUUUGUUUUGUGCUGUAAUUGGUUUGGCUCUGCUUAUGAUGGCCUUAAAAGGUUUCAGCGGGCCUUGGUACAGAUAUUUGUUCAGAUUUGUCUUGUUGUUCUCCUACAUCAUCCCCAUCAGUUUGAGAGUAAAUCUGGACAUGGGAAAAUCCUACUAUUCCUGGUCAAUUGGCAAAGACCCUGCGAUGAAAGGGACAGCGGUGAGAUGCACCACGAUCCCGGAAGAAUUGGGCAGGAUUUCCUAUUUAUUAACCGACAAAACCGGAACUUUAACUCAAAAUUCCAUGGUUUUAAAGCGAUUGCAUCUGGGGACCGUUAGCUACGCCGCCGACAGCUUUCAUGAUCUGAGUGUUGUCUUGAAAAAUUGUUUCACGACUAACGAAAGCGGUACAUCGACUUUGCCCACGAAAUUCAGGACGUCUGAAAAUACAAGAAUUAAGGAUGCUGUUCAGGCUCUAGCACUUUGUCACAAUGUCACUCCAGUGUAUGAAGUCAGUGAAAAUUCCAGCGAUACAGGUUCAAUAACUUCCGAAACGGAAGCCGACCAAAGCUUGCACGCGUCCGACCGCUCGGUCACCUACCAGGCGUCGAGCCCCGACGAGGUGGCCUUGGUCCAAUGGACGCAGGCCGUCGGCCUGACUCUCAGCCACCGCGAUCUCACCUCGAUGCAGCUCCGAGCGCCCGACAACCGUCUCGUCGACUACGACAUCUUGCAGAUUUUCCCCUUCACCAGCGAGACGAAGCGGAUGGGCAUCAUCGUGAGGGACGUGCAGACCGGCAAGAUUUAUUUCUACUUGAAAGGCGCCGACGUGGUCAUGUCGGCUAUUGUGCAGUACACCGAUUGGUUGGACGAGGAGGUCGGGAACAUGGCUAGAGAUGGGUUGAGGACUUUGGUCGUCGCCAGGAAGAUGUUGACUGAGGAGCAGUAUCUUGAUUUUGAGACUCGUUACAACGCUGCUCGUCUGUCGACAACAGACCGCGUGGCUCGAGUCGCACAAGUCAUAGAAUCUCUCGAACGCGAAAUGGAACUUCUUUGCAUAACAGGAGUCGAAGACAAAUUGCAAGACAACGUGAGGGCCACCCUCGAAUUGUUAAGAAACGCCGGCAUCAAAAUUUGGAUGUUAACUGGCGACAAGUUGGAAACCGCCACCUGUAUCGCCAAAAGUUCAAGAUUAGUUUCAAGAACACAAGGUUUGCAUGUUUUAAAGAAAGUGGUGACCAGGACUGAUGCUCAUUUAGAGCUGAACGCUUACAGAAGAAGACAGGAUUGCGCUUUGGUUAUCAGCGGCGAAAGUUUGGAAGUUUGUCUUUCGUACUAUCAGCCGGAGUUUAUGGAACUCGCCACUGCGGCGCCAGCUGUCGUAUGUUGCAGGUGUUCGCCCACGCAAAAGGCCCAAGUGGUACAACUGAUUCAAAAACACACCGGCAAACGCACGGCCGCAGUGGGCGACGGCGGCAACGACGUCUCCAUGAUCCAGCAGGCGGACGCCGGCAUCGGCAUAGAGGGCCGCGAGGGUAAACAGGCGUCGCUGGCCGGCGAUUUCAGCAUCCCGCAGUUCUCGCAUCUCGCUCGCUUGCUGCUCGUGCACGGCCGCAGGUCUUACAAACGGUCGGCUUCGCUCGCCCAGUUCGUCAUCCAUCGCGGCUUGAUCAUUUCCACGAUGCAAGCGGUGUUCAGCAGCGUUUUUUAUCUGAGCUCGGUGGCGUUGUAUCAGGGAUUCCUUAUGGUCGGGUACGCGACCGUUUACACCAUGUUUCCGGUUUUCAGUUUAGUUUUAGAUCAAGACGUUAGCGCCGAAAUUGCCUUGACCUAUCCUGAAUUAUACAAAGAACUUUCCAAAGGAAGAAGCUUAUCGUUUAAAACCUUCUUCAUGUGGGUACUUAUAUCAAUAUACCAAGGUGGUGUAAUUAUGUACGGAGCCCUUUUACUCUUCGAAGACGAGUUUAUUCACAUUGUCGCCAUUAGUUUUACAUCCUUAAUAUUAACUGAAUUAAUUAUGGUGGCGUUGAAUAUUAGAACGUGGCACUACCUGAUGAUGCUCGCCGAAUUUUUCUCUCUAAUUCUGUAUGCGUUGUCUCUUGUUGUACUUCAUGACUAUUUCGAUGCUGAAUUCAUCAAAACAAAAGACUUCUUCUGGAAAGUCCUAGUGAUCACCCUUAUAUCCUGCUUGCCCCUAUACAUCCUCAAGUUUCUCAGAAAGAAAUUCUCGCCACCUAGUUACAGCAAACUGUCUUAAGCAAAUUAAAAAACAAACGAGAAACUUGUUGGAUGAAAGUAUACAAUGUGAUAUUGGUAAGCUUUUAAGUCAUUUUUCGUAUAGGCGACACACGACUAUAGUCACGGCCAAAUCUAUAUGGGUGCACGUCAUCAAUGAGAUAUAAUGACGUCAGCAUUACCAACUUUGAAUUGUAAAGUUACUGCCGCUAAAUUUGCUUUUUUAAGGCGUAAUUCUGAUGUGUUAUUAAAAAGAAAUCAUUCAUUUGCGUAUUGUUUACCAAGAACUGUAACAAUUUCCUUGUUUUAAAACGUUUUUUCACGAAAUUAUCAAAAUAAAACCAUUCACUUAGUAAUUUUUGUGUGUGCCAGUUGGUAAUAGCUUAAGGCUGGCGCGCACCGUUCAAUAUUAUUGAUGGGUCGCUGUCAUUUUAUAUUUGACGUAUUUUUGUAAUUGUGACAUUUCGUCCGGAAGCAUCGUUUGUUGCAAAUUAUUAUAAAUAAUAUUAUACAUUAUGUUUAUAAGAUUCAAUCCCUGGAUUGUGCAAACAAUGAUAUAAGGCCUGUUGGCAACUAGCCGUUAUUAGAUUUCGAAGACAUUGCGCCCUUAAUAAUAAAUUUGGGGAAAUAAUCAAAAUUCAAUUCUGACCUGGUUUGCUCUGAUGACAAGGACGACUGGUAAUUUAUUAUUUUUGUGUUUCUGAUAAUUUAGUAUUUUUUUGUUAUGUGCAUUUGUAAUAAAAAUGUAAUAAACUCCGUUUGUUUUCUCUUUAAACACAUUUAAUAAAAAUUUGCCUGUAACAAACUCCUAAUUAGAUAGUGCAGAAGAUUAUACAAGGACGUUAUAAUUCCAUCUUAAUAACAGCCCCCACCGCUAUAAACAGUCAACAAUACACGAGCGUUAGAUUGUGUCUGGGCACGUAUGAAUAGACCUUAACGCUGACGUCAUAUGCCGUUGAUGACGUGCACCCAUACAGAUUUGGCCGCGACUAUAGCAAGGACCACAAACAAAACGAAAACCUUAACUAAAAUAAUUCAUAAAAAAAUGUUCAAAUUAACACGCGCUAGAGUUAAAACAGCAAGUUAAGUGGCUAUGAUGUAACAAGAAAAAAUUAGAAGUAUUAAGAGGAGAUAUGGCUGUAUGUACAGAAGAUAGUUAAGAUUUGCCGGCAACAAUAUGUUGUGUCAACAAAUAUUAACUAAGCUUUGUGCAUGGAGUCACUAGGAUGCUAAUAAUAAUAAUAAACCAUAUCAUUACAAGUUUUAAGGAUGUUUUCUAUGUAUGUUUUAUGUGUUUUUAUUUUUAUGAUUUAAUAAGGUUUAAUGAAAUACAUAUAAAAGUACAAAAUAUUGUUGUUUUUUAAACAAUUAAGACAUUUAUUAUUAUUAUUAUUAUUAUUACAUGUUUUUAAGAAAAUACUACAAAAGAAUCUCAUUUUAUUAAAAAAAUAUGAAAAAUUUAAAAAAAGUUAUUUUUUAAAGAAAAACUUAUAAACAUUUUUGAUUUAUUUUAGUCAAAAAACUUUCAUUACGCCUUAUUUUUUAUACUAAGUUUUGUUUUAAUUAAUUUAAUUGCGUUUUAAUUUUUUCUUAAUACUUUUUAUUUUUUUAACUAAAAACUAAACUAAAUUUAUUUUUUCAAUAAAAACACUUUUGAGCAUUUCCGAGUACUGAGAAUGAAGAUUUUAAUAUUGUGAUAUUUAUUGUUGGUGAAUAAAUGUGCUUCCAUGUACUUCACUGAAUGAACAAGUGCUUGAAACUAUUUUAUUUGGAGGAAUAAAAUAUAAAUUCGUGUUGAUACAUUAAAAAUACUAAAAAUAGAUCAACAAUUAUGAAUUUGAAAGAUGGUAAAUCUGUUUUAGUAUUUUUGUGUACAUUAUAUUAUGUCAAUUAAGUGAUGAAUUAUUUUGUAUGCUGCUUAACUUCUGGUUUUAUAGUUUUAAAUUGUUAUUUUUACUUUUCAUUUACUCACUUUGUGUUCAAAGUUUCAUAAAAACUUUGAAGACAGGCGGUAGCCCUGAUAGGAAAAAUAUUUUUGUAAAUUGUAUUCUAUUAAAAGCUAACGCCUGUAUAGCGCGAUACAACUAAACUAAACUAUACUAAUAAAUGCAUUUUCUGUAAACUAAUGUAUUAAUAGGUUAGUGUAUUUUAAUAAUUACGAUUCUUGUUGUUUAUUAUACAGUUUAUUAUUAUUAAUUUAUUAGAAGUCUGUACAUUAUUAUAAUAUAUGCUUAUUUAAU
Brassicogethes aeneus is the source of this 5666-nucleotide messenger RNA. The record is from the annotation of a GenBank genome assembly. NCBI's taxonomy places the organism in Eukaryota, Metazoa, Arthropoda, Insecta, Coleoptera, Nitidulidae.